AUGGGUGUUGUGGACAACCACAUUGAGGUCUUCACGGACGCCUCACUGAGUGGUUGGGGAGGCGUGCUCGGCCACCACUCGACAGGAGGCGUUUGGUCCUCCCCCUUGGGGCACAUCAACCUCCUGGAGUUGGAGGCGAUGCGGGCCGCCCUAGUUCCUCCUUCGACAGACCUCGUGAGAACUGGUCUGCAGGGGGGGUUGUGUGGAGAGGUGUUGGCGCUCUUGGAGAGGCGGCCGGGACACCUCUGCAGUAAGGAUAGGCGCUCUUGGGAGAGGCGGCCUAGGCCCUUCUGCAGUCUGCUUUACACUCCUGGGGAUCUAGUCAGCGCGCUCUUGGGAGAGGCUGCCUGCCUCAGCGCGGAGCCUGCAUCCUCACAUCAGGAGAACGACUCUUCAAAAACAAUGUGUGCAUCUCUGAAGCUCUGUGUGUGUGCGGUGUUGCUGAUGCUCUUCUCCACCGGCCUGAGUCAGAGUGACAGUCGCAGGGCGGUCUCGGAGCACCAGCUGAUGCACGACCGUGGCCGGACCGUCCAGAGUCUCAAACGUCUCAUCUGGCUCUCGUCCGCCAUUGAGGGACUUCACACGGCCCAGACCCGAGCAGUCCACUUGGGGAUGGACCCCGAGCUGGACCCCGAGAUUGACCCCAGAGACCUGAGCCCGGAGGAGACCAGAGACCAGACCAAUCUGAUGAAGAGGCUGAUCCAGGACUUCUUUAAAUCGACCAAAGUCAGAUGUCGCAAAAGCUCCACACAGCUCCCCGGCACACACCACUCCUCCAGGCCGACAGAGAGCGCUUCUGUCCCAGCUGCUCUCCUCGCGAAGUAUCGGUGUGUGGAACCUUGUCCCAUAACUCUGCGGACAUCAGUACAACCUCCAGCCACAGAAGAGAAGCCCAAAGCCGCCCGCAUCCCCCCCAACAUCUCUGCCUUCUCCAACCAGUCACAGCCUGAGCAGAGCGCCUGCAUGAGCGGCCUGGGCCAGCCGCUGCAGGGAGGGGGCCUGCGCUCUCGAAGGGCCCCCAGUCGAGAGGGAGGGCCCUCGGGGGCCUCAGCUGGAGCUAUGGAGAACUGCUGUUUUGGGCCUGGUCUGCUGCGGAGGCUGAUGGAGCUGCCCUCACCACCUCUAUCCAGACACCAGCUGAAGAGGCUGGAGGAGCACAGGUAUAGCUCUGCGGGUCAAUCCCUCCUAGAGCCACUGAUGCAGACUUACUGGGAGUGGCUGGUCUCUCGCGUCCCGUCGUGGAUUGCCCCAAACCUCAUCACCAUCGUCGGCCUGGCAACAAACGUGUUUACCACAUUAGUGCUGGUGUACUACUGCCCCACGGCAACAGAGCAGGCUCCUCUCUGGGCUUAUCUCUUGUGUGCCGUCGGACUCUUCAUUUAUCAGUCGCUCGACGCCAUAGACGGAAAGCAGGCGCGCCGCACCAACAGCAGCUCACCACUGGGGGAGCUGUUCGACCACGGUUGUGACUCCCUCUCCACCGUGUUUGUGGUCCUGGGCACCUCCAUCGCAGUGCAGCUUGGCACACACCCUGAUUGGAUGUUCUUCUGCUGCUUCGCCGGGAUGUUCAUGUUCUACUGUGCACACUGGCAGACGUACGUGAGUGGCACGCUGCGCUUUGGAGUCGUCGACGUCACCGAGGUCCAGAUCUUCAUCAUCUCGGUUUAUCUACUUGCCGCCGCAGGAGGCACCGCCUUCUGGCAGUCCACGAUCCCGCUGCUGAACGUGCAGAUGAAGAUGUUUCCAGCCUUCUUCACUUUCCUCGGAGCUAUUUUCUCCUGCACCAACUACUUCAGAGUGAUCUUCACCGGAGGAGUGGGCAAGAACGGCUCCACCAUUGCCGGCACCAGCGUCCUGUCUCCGGUCUUCCACAUCGGCACAGUCAUCUCUUUAGCCGUGAUGAUCUAUAAGAAGUCUGCGGUGGAGCUAUUCCAGAGACAUCCAUGUCUCUACAUCCUGGCAUUCGGCUGCGUGUCCGCCAAGAUCACCAACAAGCUGGUGGUGGCCCAUAUGACUAAGAGCGAGAUGCACCUACAUGACUUCUCGUUCCUGGGCCCGGGGCUUCUGUUCCUGGAUCAGUAUUUCAACAGCUUCAUCGACGAGUACUUUGUUCUGUGGGCUGCACUGGUGCUGUCUCUCUUUGACCUCCUCAGAUACUGCGUCUCCGUCUGUAACCAGAUCGCCUCCCACCUGCGUAUUCAUGUGUUCAGGAUCACAGCGCCCCCCAGUGCCCACUGA
Messenger RNA from Knipowitschia caucasica, 2238 nucleotides. The record is from the annotation of a GenBank genome assembly. NCBI's taxonomy places the organism in Eukaryota, Metazoa, Chordata, Actinopteri, Gobiiformes, Gobiidae.